Messenger RNA from Lodderomyces theae, 576 nucleotides. RefSeq lists its product as uncharacterized. Gene Ontology annotation, cellular component: mitochondrion. The record is from RefSeq and is a predicted model, not a curated record. Lineage: Eukaryota; Fungi; Ascomycota; Pichiomycetes; Serinales; Debaryomycetaceae. Gene Ontology annotation, molecular function: translation release factor activity. The transcript has a single exon. The coding region runs from base 1 to 576 and encodes 191 amino acids. Gene Ontology annotation, biological process: translational termination.
AUGAUAACGUACUUCAGUAGACGACUCACAACUACUUCUCUUGUUGCGUAUGCUAUACCUAAGAGAAACAAGCUACCCCCACGGCCAAGGUGGCUAGUCAAAGAAGAUGAAAUUGAAGAGAACUUUAUCAAGGGAGGUCGAGGACCAGGAGGACAAAAAAUCAACAAGACAAACUCCAAAGUUCAGUUGACUCACAAGCCAACGGGAAUUGUUGUUACUUGCCAAGCAACUAGAUCGCAGGAGCAAAAUAGGAAGAAAGCGAGGGAGAUCUUAGCGUUGAAAUUGGACGAUUUUUAUAAUCCAGAGACUAGUAGAAACGCUGUUCUUGCUGAAAGAGCUCAGAAGGUAAAGCAAAGCAAAGCUAAAAAGUCGAGUAGGAAAUAUCGCGCAAUAAAUGAAGCAAAAGAGGCAGAAAAGACAAUGGAGUUGGAGCGAGAACGCGAAUUGAUGCAAGAGCUCGGUCAUAGCUUAGAGAAAGACAACGAAGGAGCAGCAACAAACUGUGACGAUGAUGAGUUUGACAAAUUCAUAAAAUCAGCCAAGAUUGAUUUGGAUGGGGUUGAUUUGAAAAAGUAG